Drosophila arizonae is the source of this 703-nucleotide messenger RNA. Its product is annotated as COMM domain-containing protein 3. The record is from RefSeq and is a predicted model, not a curated record. Gene Ontology annotation, biological process: sodium ion transport. NCBI's taxonomy places the organism in Eukaryota, Metazoa, Arthropoda, Insecta, Diptera, Drosophilidae.
UGUUUGGCCUCUGUGCAUCAGCUCACAAAUUGUUGUUAAUGGCCACCGAAACACAGUGUUCAAGCCCGACAAAUGCUCCCAUAGAUGACAACAAUGGAUUGCUAUCGGCGACCGUGAUUGCCGGCCUCAAGAACCUGGGCACCACACUAACAGCGGUCAUCAGUAAAACACUAAUUGCCAACUCUCUGAAAUUGACGCUCCAUCCAGAUGCAAUUAUAGCACCAGUGCCCGAAAUUUACGCAACGAACGCAGCCAGCGCCAAACAGAGCGAAUAUGCCGUGGUCACGCUCUACUCCGUCGCCACCAAGCACGGCUGGAGCAGCAUUACGCUGCGGCAGCAGCUGGAAGCACUGGACCUGAAUGCCAGUGCCGUUGAUGAACUAACCCGGGUCUACGAGGACAAUCGAAAGGAUCUCGUACUGCGCCAAUUGCAGUUGGGCCACAAUUUCCCGCACAUCACCGACGUGCAGUGGCGCAUUGUAUGCGACGUGAAGUCCUCGACGUCGGACCGCAGCAGCGGUGCGCCACAUUUCAACAUCAAUUUGGGUCACUAUCGCCAGAGUAGCGGUGAGCGGGUCACCGACGUGGAGUUCGUGUGCAAUGCCGAGGAGCUGCAGUCGCUGGUCAAUCGACUGAAGGACAUCGAACGACACUGUAAUCAAGUGGCCAUCACUUAGAGAAAUAAUUAGCUCAUUCGUAUAUU